UAGUUGCGGGGCGCCCGAGUCCGCACAUGUGCCCAGGUUUGGAACCUUCGGGGCAAUCAUGGAUACGCCGCGGAGGCGCAGCAGGCGGCUGGAGGGCCUGAAGCCGGAGCCCCCUGGGAGUUCCACCUCAGUUCUGCGGGUGAAACGGGCCCUGGUGAAGAUCGAAACGGGCGAUCCAGAAGCAACCAGGGAGCCCGGGUCUCCUCGGAGCUUGCGGCAGCCGGGCCCGGGGUCCCCGGGACACCAGCCGGAGGCAAGACCGGGGUCCCCUGGACAUCAGCCGGAGACAAGCCCGGGGUCUCCCCGUCCGCAGCAGUGUGCAGCCCGGGAGCCCCCCAAAAGGCUGCCAGAGCCGUGCUCACGGCCCCCCCAGCGUCAGCAAGAGCCAAGCUUGGAGUCAUCCCGGAGCCCGCCAGAGUCGAGUCCAGACGCCCCCCGGCGGGAGCCGGCGCCAAAGAAGGAGCCCCCGGCGAGACGCGAGGGCCGCGAGGAGCCGGGCUCGGGGCUGGGCCCGGGGUCCCCCCGACGUCAGGCGCAGCUGGGCUCGGCAUCCCUGGAGCCUUGCCCGGGCCAGCCAGCCCCGGGUCCGGAGCCCUCGGGGCCCCGGCAGGAGCUGACACGCCCGUCCCCCGACCCCCCUCGAGCGCUGCCUGAGCCGCGGAAGCCUCCCCAGGCCGGGGACGCGGCCACGGACGGCCUCGGGGCCGAGAAGCGGAAAGGGCCGGCAGCCCAGGCCCCCGCGGUCAAGAAGCUCAAGAAGGAGGAGGUGCCCGUGAUCCCGAAGGGGAAGCCCAAGUCGGGGCGCGUGUGGAAGGAUCGCUCCAAAAAGAGGUUCUCCCACAUGGUACAGGACAAGCCCCUGCGGACGUCCUGGCAGCGGAAGAUGAAGGAGCGGCAGGAGAGGAAGAUGGUCAAGGACUUUGCACGCCACCUGGAGGAGGAGAAGGCCCGGCUCCGCGAGGAGAAGAAGCAGCGCCGCGCCGAGAACCUGAGGCGCCGCUUGGAGAACGAGCGGAGGGCGGAGGUGGUGCAGGUGAUCCGGAACCCGGCCAAGCUGAAGCGCGCCAAGAAGCAGCAGCUGCGCUCCGUGCAGAAGCGGGACACCCUGUUCGCGCUGCAGAAGACGCCGCCCCGGCAGCUACAGGCCGAGCUCGGGUCGCAGGGGGCCGGGGGGGCUGGGGGGCAGGGGCCUCCCUGAACCGCCUCCCACACCCCGGCCGGGGCCGAGCCCCGGAGGUCCUGGGGCAGCAGGAUCAGAGACGGCAGGGAAAUCCGGGACCAGGGAAAUCCCGGACCGGCAGCAGGGAGAAGGGAGGGGCCGUGCCCUUUGCUCCGCCCCGCCCUCACCAAGUGCCUGCACCCGAGUCCAUUCGGGUAACUCCGGGAGCCUGGUCGUGGGCUCCCAAAUGCCUGCGCCCAGGCCAGACCUGCCAGCAAACACUUACCCCUCCCUGCGCCCGUGUCCCGGUCGCCCCGCAGACAGCCCGAAGCCAGCCCACUCUUCCCUCCCUGGACAUGACCAGGAGGAGAUGGUGAGGGGCAGCGUUUCUCUUGGGCUUCGUCCGCAGAAGCCCCCAGGUCUGCUGUGCCGCCCCGCCCCAGGAGACAGCACAAAUAUUUAUUGGCUCCACGGCCCCACCCAGGCACGUGGCAGGUACCAAGGGCACAGCUGGCACCGAGUUCCCGCUCUGAUGGCGAAGAAUAAACAAGGGAACAAUACUAUCUAUCAGUUGAGGGUGAGCGUGGGGUAGGGUGGGAGGAGGGAGCCCGGGUGGGGGUCGGGGUGCACUGUGGGUUCGCUGAGCACACACCAGGGGCCGGGGCAACCCCAGGACCCGUGCACGGAGGUAACAACGGCUCUUCCCAGUUCUGCCAGUGGUUUGCCCGCCAUACACAUGGAUGGCAUCAGCUCAGAUGGGCACUGGGCCUGUCCAUGAGUCCCAGGGGUAGAGGCAACGGGCAAUCCAGUGGCAAUGGAGUGCCCUCCACAUUGCCCUGCUG
This is a messenger RNA of Sorex araneus (European shrew), 2001 nucleotides long. It is a transcript of the gene CCDC86, whose product is annotated as coiled-coil domain containing 86. The transcript has 4 exons. Gene Ontology annotation, cellular component: nucleolus. The record is from RefSeq and is a predicted model, not a curated record. Bases 59 to 1198 code for a protein of 379 amino acids. Lineage: Eukaryota; Metazoa; Chordata; Mammalia; Eulipotyphla; Soricidae.